Messenger RNA from Malus domestica (apple), 1517 nucleotides. The record is from RefSeq and is a predicted model, not a curated record. NCBI's taxonomy places the organism in Eukaryota, Viridiplantae, Streptophyta, Magnoliopsida, Rosales, Rosaceae.
CUGAGAUCUGGGAACUGCGUGAUUCGUAAUUCGAGGGUAAUUUAGUCAUUCGGAACACAAUUGGGUUGUAUUGGGGAGGGCUUCCCACUCGCAGGCGCCAAAGAGCAGAAAGAAAACGGCACGUGAUGAAACCCGCGUUUAAGCGGUCCAAUUCCCAAACGGUCAUAUUUUCCCUUCUUUAAAUUUCAAAACCCCCAUCCCACUCUCUCACUGGAUCUCUGGAUCGCUCUCACUCUCGCUCAAACGGUCGUGUUGCAUUGUUGCGUUCUCUCUGUGUGCGUCCGAAUUUGAAGCCCAAUUCAAAUUUGUUGCUCGCUCUCUCUCUCUGUCGCUUGAUCUCUCUCUGUCUGUUGAAAUUGGAAGCUCGAUUCAAAUUUGGGGACGAAUCCAUCCUUUUCUCUGAGAAGAAAGUCGACGACUUGUUCCCAGUUGCAGGGUUUUGGUUUUCGCAGAAAGCACACCGCUUUCGUCUGUUUGUGUUGUGUUUCGUGAAGAAAUUGGAGAUGGGGGGUCAAGAUUUGAGGCCCACUGUCUCUUCUCUCAAGCGUCCUCGUUUCCCUGAUGCCGAUUCCGAUUCCGAUGCUGCCGUUACGGUUUUGGGUGAUACGGUCAAGAGGCAGAGGACUCAUGAUUCGGAUGAUGGUCUUUUGGCAGUGGAGGACUCGAUUAGGGAGCUUGAUGAUCUACUUCAUCACGAGGGGUCCUCAAGCAGCACCACCGAAGCAUAUGAUUGCUGGGAGGAUGAUCUGUUAGGAUCCUUAAUUGACGAGUUUGAGGUUCUGCCUGAUUCUGCUGUUGCGGCCUCUGCUGCAGACGAGGCUGCUGUUGUGCCUCGGCUAACUACUCAUCUCCGUCAUCAUGAUCACGAGAUUGAGGAGGGGCCAAGAACCACGGAUGAAAGAGAGUUGGAUGAUGAGGAGGACUUGAUCACUGAAUUCUUUAAUCAUAUUGGAGGAGAAGAUGAUGAAGACCCAAAUCAAGAUCAUGUACAUCAAGCUACUGAACCUGAUCACACUACUCUGCUCAUCAUCAUCAUCCCGUUCCCUCCUUCUCAAAUCAUUAUUUUGCCAGUUGUGGUUGGAAACAUUCGAAGGCCACGGGCCUCGGUUCUCCAUUUUCUCUUGAUUUGCUUGCUCUCCAUCAUCAUCAUCUAGAAGCGUCAGCUCUUGUUUUUAUACUACUAGUAGAGUUCAAGAAUUUAGAUGAGCACGGUAACCUUUCAGCUUUUUCUUUCCGACUUCCGGUUUAAUCAUAGUUAGUUUAUUAGUUUUCAGUCUUUUUAUUUACACGGAAGAUGUGACAUAGAACCAAGCGCAAUGACGUUCUAGGAUUCACAUAGCCGACCCCACUUAGUGGGAAAAGACUUUGUUGUUGUUGUUAUUGUUGUGGAUAGAAUAGUUUUCAGUCUGUUAUUUCGUCUAGCUGGUGGUCUUACUCUGUGCUUUUGUCAAUCUUGAGGAAAUCUGUAGACAAUAUACAUAUGAAUGUACAUGAAGUUCCCAAUACUUCUGACUGCA